Messenger RNA from Triplophysa dalaica, 4792 nucleotides. Its product is annotated as xylosyl- and glucuronyltransferase LARGE1-like. Gene Ontology annotation, molecular function: glucuronosyltransferase activity; xylosyltransferase activity. Gene Ontology annotation, biological process: protein O-linked glycosylation via mannose. NCBI's taxonomy places the organism in Eukaryota, Metazoa, Chordata, Actinopteri, Cypriniformes, Nemacheilidae. The transcript has 15 exons. Bases 1045 to 3342 code for a protein of 765 amino acids. The record is from RefSeq and is a predicted model, not a curated record.
UGACAUUCAUUUGUAUCCAUAUAUCUGAUCAUUUCAAUCACAGCUCAGAGUUUGUUCAUUGUUCAGUUUUCUAACACCAUAACAUUUUCCUUCAAAACCUUCAAAAUAUGUAUUUAUUUUAAUGGUCAAGAAAUGAUAAGUAUUUUUUUAUUUAAUAUUUGAAAUAUAUUUAUAUGACUCAUGUUGUUCAAACCCUCUAUGCUUUCUAGGUAGAAGGUAACGUUACAGAUCUUUUUAAAAGUGCUGUUGUGGGUUUUCUGAUCAUAGUUGGAUUAAGACCCUCUUCUCAAGGUUCAAAAAGACACAGAAGCGUUAAAAAUAUAAUAAAAAACUUCAAUAAUGCAAACAAAUCGCUUCAUUUUUGUCAGCCGUCUACAAGAACUCAACCGCAUCAGAAUCCAGUCCGGCUUUUCGCGAUGACUCAGUCGACCGGACUGGAGUCUGGAUCGGGGAUUGUGGUUGUGAUUGGAGGAGUGUGUUGGGAAACAAACAGGCAGCGUCGCGUCGACCGCAGGCCUCAGCGUUGAUUUUAUAUCGCACAAGCGGUCGAGCAGAUGCGUGACUGACGGACUGUGGUUUCAUAACGCGCGUCUAGCGGCGCAAGAGACGAUAUGAGGAGCGGAUCGUCGUCAAAGACGUACGAUGUCUGUCAAAUCCUGCGGCAUUUGCACGCGCUGUUCCCGGGAUGCUAAAUUAAGGCGAUGGAACGACAUUCAACACGACAGUCUUGAGAGACUGAAACAUCCGCGAUUUCUCUCCCACGCGUGUUUCUGCAGACCCGCGGCCUGUGGAGCCUCAUAACGGACUUUUGUGUGCCGACAGCUGAGCGACUGCCGCGCACCUAAUGGUAAAAUCUGACUACGUUUCGCUUACCGUGGAUUUAAUCGAAUGAUCGAGAAUAAACCGUCUCCUUUGAGUCCGGUCACGCCGUCAUUUCUGUACCGAAGGUGAGCGCGCAUGCAAAUGAGUGUGUCAUGCAUCCCCCAGCCAAACAGCUGAUGCCCACCUAGACGUCUCUGAACAGACCCCCUCUGGCAGCAGAGGAUGCUGGGAAUGUGCCGUGGCCGCAGGAAGUUCCUGGCUGCCUCUGUCGCGCUGCUCUUUAUUCCGGCCCUCACCUGGAUCUAUCUGUCAUCUGAAAACUUCACCGUGAAACCUCUGUCACUGCUGGAGCUUCAGUCAUCGGCACUGAGCGGAGCGGCCGGAGAACAUCAGGCUCUGGAUCUUAGGUCGCGAGACACUGAGGACCGUAAACAUGACCAGCGGAGAGAAAUUAGCCCGACGCCUCAUGUCUCAACCCACAGCAGCCAUCAUAGCAACGGUCGUCAUGGCAACCGGUUACAUACUCAUUCCACGGAAGAGGGUACAGGUGAUAGUGAGGCGAAAAAGAGAAACGUCGCCAGCAACAGCUCAGACUGUGUGCGUCAGCCUGUGGUGAACAAAUGUGAGACCAUUCACAUCGCCAUUGUGUGUGCUGGCUACAACGCGAGCAGAGAUGUGGUCACCCUGGUCAAGUCAGUCCUGUUUCACAGACGAAACCCACUUCACUUCCACAUCAUCACGGACUCCAUCGCUCACAAGAUCCUGUCUGAUCUCUUUCACACCUGGAUGGUCCCGGCAAUCCACGUCAACUUCUACGAUGCAGAUGAGCUCAAGUCUGAGGUGUCCUGGAUCCCUAACAAACAUUACUCUGGUAUCCACGGUUUGAUGAAACUGGUGCUGACCAAGACUUUGCCCUCGGAUCUGCAGAAGGUCAUCGUACUGGACACAGACAUCACGUUUGCCACCGAUAUCGCGGAGCUGUGGGUCGUCUUCCACAAGUUUAAAGGUCAGCAGGUUCUGGGUUUGGUGGAGAAUCAGAGCGACUGGUAUCUGGGGAACCUGUGGAAGAACCAUCGGCCGUGGCCUGCACUGGGGCGGGGCUUUAACACUGGUGUGAUUCUGUUGUUGUUGGAUCGUUUGAGGAAACUGAAGUGGGAGCAGAUGUGGAGACUGACGGCGGAGCGAGAGCUCAUGAGCAUGUUGUCAACAUCACUCGCUGAUCAGGACAUCUUCAACGCUGUCAUCAAACAGAAUCCCUUCCUGGUCCACCAGCUGCCGUGCUUCUGGAACGUUCAGCUGUCAGAUCACACGCGCUCUGAAAAGUGCUACAAAGACGUGUCUGAUCUCAAGGUGAUUCACUGGAACUCGCCGAAGAAACUGCACGUCAAGAACAAACACGUGGAGUUCUUCCGAAACCUCUACCUGACCUUCCUGGAGUAUGACGGGAAUCUCUUGAGGAGGGAACUCUUCGGCUGUCCCAGCGAAACCGACCACAACUCUGAAAACAGAAUGACGGUCUCCUCGAUAUCUCCUCAGCUUCAGAAGACUCUGUCUGAGCUGGAUGAAGAUGACCCGUGUUAUGAGUUUCGUCGGGAGCGCUUCACCGUCCACCGCACGCACGUUUAUUUCCUGCAUUAUGAGUAUGAACCCAGCGCAGACAACACUGACGUCACGCUGGUGGCCCAGCUCUCCAUGGACAGACUGCAGAUGCUGGAGGCCAUCUGCAAACACUGGGAAGGUCCCAUCAGUCUGGCUCUUUACCUGUCAGACGCUGAAGCUCAACAGUUUCUGCGUUACGCUCAGGGUUCAGAGGUCCUGAUGAGCAGAAGUAAUGUUGGAUACCACAUCGUCUAUAAAGAAGGACAGUUUUACCCCGUUAACCUGCUGAGGAACGUUGCGAUGGGACAGGUGAACACUCCCUACAUGUUCCUGUCCGAUAUUGACUUUCUGCCCAUGUACGGACUGUACGAGUACCUCAGGAAAUCGGUCGUGCAGCUCGACAUGGCGAACAAUAAGAAGGCUCUGGUGGUCCCUGCGUUCGAAACGCUUCGGUACAGACUGUCCUACCCCAAAUCUAAAGCCGAGCUCCUGACACAGCUUGACAUGGGCACCCUAUUUACGUUCAGAUACCACGUGUGGACAAAAGGUCACGCUCCGACAGACUUCGCCAAAUGGCGGACGGCCACGACGGCGUAUCGCGUGCAAUGGGAGCCUGAUUUCGAGCCGUAUGUGAUGGUCCGACGAGAAAGUCCCGAGUACGACCGACGAUUUGUUGGGUUCGGCUGGAAUAAAGUGGCUCACAUAAUGGAGCUGGACGCUCAGGAAUAUGAGUUUGUGGUUCUGCCCAACGCCUACAUGAUCCACAUGCCCCACGCGCCCAGUUUUGACAUCACCAAGUUUCGCUCGAACAAACAGUAUCGCGUGUGUCUGAAGACGCUGAAGGAGGAGUUUCAGCAGAACAUGUCCCGGCGCUACGGUUUCGCAGCGCUCAAGUACAUGACAGUGGACAACAACAGCUAGCCGAGAUAAUCCUGGAGUAACUCCGUCCCGAUGACAGCCGUGAGCGCCGGCCGGGCAGCGACGGAGACUGAUGUGAGGUGGCACGGGUCCCGAUCCAUCCGUUCAUUCGGGGAUCUGAGAAAUACACUACUGGCUACCGAGCUGACGAUAACGGACGCUGUCUUGAAAUAAAAACUUUUGUCAAAUGAAAAGAACGACAUUUAUUCACGUCCGAAGGAAGCCUUGAAUCUGUCUGCUGUGUGUCUGUGGAUUAAAGGUUCGGUUCUCAUGUAAAGAGACAGCGAUAGGAUGAAUGUUGUUGUGUGUUGUACAGUAGCUGAAUUAUGUUUAAUAAACAGGGAACUUUACUCACUGAAAUGGCAAUAAAACGUGAAGAGGGGCCAAAGCAAACACUUCACAAGCGUUUCAGACGGUUGUUCAGAGGAUGUUAUCACAGAGACAUGUCAGAAUCAAUUCACAUUGAGAACUAAAGGGUGUAAAUGUGCUCACAACAUCUUUAUCUGUUAAGUCAGAAGUAGAUUUACAGUCCACACCAGACGGGUGUUUGCUUCCAUCUGAAUGAUCGUCUCUAAAGUCUUCACUCUCAGACCUGAAAAAGACAUUCAGCGUAUUUGAGACGUUCAUGUUUGUAAAUCUGACUGCUUUGAAAGUCUGUAUUUUCUGCUGAAUUACAAGUUAGGUUGUGGUUCUCAAUAAAUCCCUCGUCGGCCAUGGUUUGACAAAAUAAUAGUCCCCCAAAACCUGUGGUAUUGGUUUAGUCAGAAGUUUAGAUCAAACAAUCACAUCUAACAGCCUCCUUGUGAUCGUCUCUGCAUAUUCAGCCCGGAUACAAGAAAACAUCCACAAUUAAGAUGUUUAUACACAAUUGUAGUUUAGAAAAUCAACUUUGUUGCACUUUUUAACAGACGUACGUGUUUUUACUUUUAUUAUAGAGAGUUUUGGUGAAUGAUAUUGUGUGGUAUGAACUCUUUCUUUUUUUUUGUAUAUUUUUUGGUUGGUCAUUCGAGACUCAAACCAACGACGUCUGAGAAUCAUUUGCUGCGAUUGUUUCUUCUCUUCGAGAUUAUAAUUCUGUAUUAAAAUUGUCAUUUCAAUACCGUUCUGUACAUUCUGAGAUUUCGACAGAACUCUUCUUGUAGAUUAUUACCUCGAAUAUCCUACACGUUUCGGAGUUAAAACAAUAAGCUGCUUGUGUACCUGGAAGUGCUUUCACGGAGAACAGUGUUUCCCAAAUGGCUUCACUUCAGGACGCAUAUUUUAUGUUUUACGGAACAUUGCUUUUGUUUUUGAGGAUUUUCUCAUUGGUCUGGUUUUAUUAAGUCUGCUUCUGUUAUUAGAACUUGUGACCCGGCGGUUCAGACCCACUGGUGUCAAGGAUGUUUUAGGCUGUGUAUAAAGAGAUGAAAUAAAGCUAUGAUAACUCCAUACUGGAGUCACAAUGAAAAAAGAU